Molecule: messenger RNA, 966 nt
Organism: Alexandromys fortis (reed vole)
Lineage: Eukaryota; Metazoa; Chordata; Mammalia; Rodentia; Cricetidae
Product: olfactory receptor 50-like
Exons: 1
Coding region: 1-966 (321 amino acids)
Biological process (GO): G protein-coupled receptor signaling pathway
Cellular component (GO): plasma membrane
Molecular function (GO): G protein-coupled receptor activity; olfactory receptor activity
Source: RefSeq, a predicted model, not a curated record
AUGAAGAUCAUGAGGAGAGAUAAUGAGAGCACUGUGUCUGAUUUCAUCCUCCUGGGACUCCCCAUCCAGCCAGAGGACCAAGACAUGUACUCUGCCCUGUUCCUGACCAUGUACCUGACCACAGUGCUGGGGAACCUGCUCAUCAUCCUGCUCAUCAGGCUGGACUCUCACCUCCACACCCCCAUGUACUUCUUCCUCAUCCACUUGGCCUUCACAGACAUCUCUUUCUCGUCAGUCACAGCUCCAAAGAUGCUCGUGAAUAUGCUGACACACAGUCAGUCCAUCUCAUAUGCUGCAUGCAUUUCCCAGAUGUAUUUUUUCCUAUCCCUUGCAAAUGUUGACAGCUUCCUUCUGACCUCCAUGGCCUAUGACAGGUAUGUGGCCAUCUGCCACCCUCUGCACUACACCACCAUCAUGAAUCAGAGCCUCUGUGUUUUGCUAGUAGUUAUGUCCUGGGCUUUGUCCUUUGCCAAUUCCCUUGUUCACACCCUCCUCUUGGCUCAUUUAUCUCAUUUCAGAGAUAAUAUCAUCCCCCACUACUUCUGUGAUCUCUCUGCCUUACUUAAACUGUCCAGCUCAGACACCACCAUCAAUGAGCUGGUCAUCCUUCUUUUAGGUACACUGGCCAUUACUCUACCAUUCAUAUGCAUCCUGGUCUCUUACGGCUGCAUUGGAGCCACCAUCCUGAGAACUCCUUUAGUCAAGGGAAUCUAUAAAGCCUUGUCCACGUGUGGUUCUAACCUCUCUGUGGUUUGUCUGUACUAUGGAGCCAUUAUUGGGCUAUACCUGGUCCCUUCAUCUAAUAAAACUAAUGACAAGGAUGCCAUUGUGGCUGUGAUGUACAAUGUAGUUACACCCAUGUUGAAUCCCUUUAUCUACAGUCUGAGGAAUCAUGACAUGAAAGGAGCCAUGAGAAAUAUCCUUAUCAGUAGAGUGUGUCCACAGGGAUGUGGUCUUGUCUGGUAG